AUGGACCCACGCGCCGGCACUCCCCUCACCCCAUCCUACAGCCGCGAACCCUCCAGCGUCGGCGCCGCCGCCGCCGCCGCAAACCCUAGUGCUGGGAGCGUUGGCCGCGCCUCCGCCGGAGCUCCUCCGAGCAUCGGCCUCGCGCGCCCCCUCUUCAUGCCGUCGCGGAUGACCUCGGCAGCUGGUGGCGUCGCGCAGGCGCCCGCCGUGAUGAAGAACAAGGCGGCGGACGACUCCGGCACCUCCAAGUUCCCAAAUGCGCCGCGACCGAAGAAGGAGAAGGGGAAGAUCAAGAAAGGAAGGCCAUUUUCCUUGCCUCAUUGCUAUGAAGCAUUGAAGGAUGAUGAGAAAUGGAAAAAGCGUGAGGAUAUUGAUGAUUUGGAUUUGAGCAAAAAACGCAAGCGAACAAUUGAUUUGGAAGAUGAUGAUGAGGAUGAUGCAUCAAGUGAAGAUGGCAAGAGAAGCCCCACCCCAAACUCGGUUUCAUACUCGAAGCCAAAACAAUCGGAUGGCACGAAAAAGGACAAAGAAAAGAAGAAGAGGAAAGGAGACGAUGAGAUCAAAAAUGCUAUGGAAGCAAUUGUCAAUGCAAGAAGAGAAGCCAAGGAGGUGAGGAAAAUGCCAAGGAACCAAGAUGUCGCGGCCGAGGAGAGGAGGUUGGCGGCCGAGGAGAGGAGGGUGGCCGCCUAGGAGAGGAAAGUGGCAUUGGAGGAGAGGAAGAUGACCAUGGAGGAGCGAGCUAAGUUAUUGGAAUGGGAGAAGCACUUG
Messenger RNA from Triticum aestivum (bread wheat), 768 nucleotides. RefSeq lists its product as uncharacterized. The transcript has 2 exons. Lineage: Eukaryota; Viridiplantae; Streptophyta; Magnoliopsida; Poales; Poaceae. The record is from RefSeq and is a predicted model, not a curated record. The coding region runs from base 1 to 690 and encodes 229 amino acids.